This is a messenger RNA of Drechmeria coniospora, 963 nucleotides long. RefSeq names its product putative maintenance of ploidy protein mob1. Gene Ontology annotation, cellular component: cytoplasm; nucleus. The record is from RefSeq and is a predicted model, not a curated record. Gene Ontology annotation, molecular function: protein kinase activator activity. Gene Ontology annotation, biological process: positive regulation of protein phosphorylation; cell division; signal transduction. The transcript has 4 exons. Bases 1 to 963 code for a protein of 320 amino acids. Lineage: Eukaryota; Fungi; Ascomycota; Sordariomycetes; Hypocreales; Ophiocordycipitaceae.
AUGCAGCCUUCAUUCAGCAGGCUUCGAUCUCGUCGACAACUCUCGCACUCGACUCAACGUCGUCACCAUGUCCCAGUUCCUCAAUACCGUGUUCGUGUCCCCUCCCGUCCGCCCCUCUGCCCUUGCCCUCCCGUCCGAAGGCGAUCCCCUUUCUGCUCCAUCAUGGCCGCCAUCACGGCUCUGGCCUUUCGAUACCUCAGCCCCAAAUCGGUCGCCACGAUGAUGCGGCUCGAUCGCACCAUAAUCCCCGUUCGCGAGGAGCCUCCCUACAGACCACCAUCGGAUUCGACUGUCGUGACAUCGGCUGACGUGCAGGCCGACACGGAUAGCAACCAACGGGCGAAGAACCAGUUUCGUCCGCGCGUCGGCAACAGCGGCUCCACGAGCCACCAGCUGCGCCAGUAUGCCGAAGUCACCCUCGGCGGUCGCAGCUUGAGAAAGAUCGUCAAGCUGCCCGAAGGCGAGGACGAAAACGAGUGGCUUGCGGUCAACAUGGUCGACUUUUACAACCAAAUCAAUAUCCUCUAUGGUGCCAUCACCGAGUUCUGCUCCCCGCAGACGUGUCCCGAGAUGAAGGCGACGGACGAGUUCGAAUACCUCUGGCAGGACAAUGAGAACUUCAAGAAGCCGACCAAGAUGCCCGCUCCCGCCUACAUCGAGCAGCUCAUGGCCUGGGUGCAAGCAAAUAUCGACAAUGAAUCGGUCAUGCCCAGCAAGAUUGGCGUACCCUUUCCCAAGUCGUUCCCGGCCCUCGUCCGCCAGAUCUUCAAGCGCAUGUAUCGCGUCUACGCUCACAUCUACUGCCACCACUACCCAGUCAUUCGAGAGCUCGGCCUCGAGCCGCAUCUGAAUACCAGCUUCAAGCAAUACGUCCUCUUCAUCGACGAGCACAGCCUUGCCAGCGGCCGAGACUACUGGGGUCCUUUGGGAGAUCUCGUCGACAGCAUGCUGCGGAGUGAUUAA